Molecule: messenger RNA, 1824 nt
Organism: Chlorella variabilis
Lineage: Eukaryota; Viridiplantae; Chlorophyta; Trebouxiophyceae; Chlorellales; Chlorellaceae
Exons: 16
Coding region: 1-1824 (607 amino acids)
Cellular component (GO): membrane
Molecular function (GO): ATP hydrolysis activity; ABC-type transporter activity; ATP binding
Source: RefSeq, a predicted model, not a curated record
AUGAGUGAGGCCAGCGACAAAGACCUGGAGAGCGGCGUGCCGGGCGCCACCGCUUCACUCCAAGAUGUCACCUACACCGUGGUCAACAGCCAAAACAAGAAGGAGACCAUUAGCCUGCUGCAGAAUGUCGGCGGCUACCUCCUGCCCGGGGAGAUGGCGGCGCUCAUGGGGCCCUCUGGCUCUGGUAAAACCACCCUGCUCGACCUGCUGGCCGGGCGGAAGACGGUGGGCAAGCUGGACGGCAGCAUCGCCUUUGCCGGCAACAAGCCCACGCCGCAGUUCCUCCGCCGCUUCACAGGCUACGUGGAGCAGUUUGACACGCUGCUGGAGUCGCUGACCGUCCAGGAGAUGCUCAUGUAUACCGCGGAGCUGAAGCGCCCCGUGGAUGAGCCGCGGGAAGAGAAGCAGGCGGCGGUGGAGGAGCUGAUCGACGUGCUGGGCCUGGCCGCCUGCCGCGACGUCAAGAUCGGCAACUCAAUGAACAAGGGCAUCUCUGGCGGCCAGGCCAAGCGCGUCAACAUCGGCAUCGCCCUGGUCACCAGCCCCCGCGUGCUGUUCCUGGAUGAGCCCACCAGCGGCCUGGACAGCUACACCGCCAACGAGGUGAUGACGGUGGUCAAGUCGCUGGCCUCCCACGGUAUCACCGUGUGCGCCACCAUCCACUCCCCCACCCCCUACACCUUUGGCCUCUUCGACCGCCUCCUCCUGCUGCUGCGCGGCCAGAUGACCUACUUCGGCGCCAACGGCACGGCCGCUGUGGAGUACUUCCAGGCCCUGGCGCACACCGAGUGCUCGUGCCUGGAGGGCUUGAAGGAGGGCGAGAAUGCGGCGGAGUGGAUUGUGGACUUCACCACGCAGGCAGACCGCCAGGGGCGCGCCGCCGACCUGGCCGUCGCUUACGCCAAGAGCCAGCUCAAGGCGGACGCGGACGGCGAGGUGGAGCGGCAGCUGGCCAUGGCCUCCGACCUGGACCCUGCCACCAAGAAGGACUUGGCUGUGAGGCGCGCCACCACGGUGCCCACCUGGAAGGCCCUCAAGACCCUGUUCAUGUACCGUACCGUCAAGAACUACCGCAGCCCCGACUUCCUCGGCCCCCGCGUGGCUGACAAGCUCAUCUUCUCUCUCAUCAUCAUGACCCUGUUCUGGGGCAUCGGCGACAACCUGGCCUCCACCAACCUCCCCAACGUCUCAGCCAUGCUCUUUAUGUGGGUUGUGCUCCCUGCAUUUGGCGCCGCCAGCUACGUGCCCAGCAUCGUGCUGGAGCGGCCGCUGUUUGUGCGGGAGCAGUCGGAUGGGCUGUACCGCGUGUCCACCUACCUGGCCUUUAAGAUGAUCGAGGAGUUCUCCCUGGCCUUCAUCAACUCAAUAGUCUUUGCCAACAUCGUGUUCUGGGCCCUCCAGCUGCAAGGCAGCUUUGUGCUCUUCUGGCUCGUCUACCUGGCAACGCUGGCCACCGGCAUAGUGCUGGCCUACACCAUCGCCGCCCUCUCGCCCAACAUGGAUGUGGCCAAUGCAGCGCUACCCACCUAUGUGACGGCGCUGCUGUUCUUUGCCGGCUGCCUGAUCCGCUGGGAGGAUAUCCCAAACUAUUGGAAGUGGUUUGGGUACAUCGACGUCCUCAGGUACGCGUACGGAGCGCUCAUGCGCAACCAGUUUGCUGGCGAGCGCAACGUGGUGUUUGUCAACAACACAACCGUGCUCGACUACUACUCGCUGGCCGGCAUCAACAUGUGGGGCUGGGUGGGCAUCGAGGCCUGCUUCACCGUGGUCUUCUGCUUCUUCGCCUACCUGGCGCUGCGCUUUGUGCGCCACGUGAAGCGGUAA